This is a messenger RNA of Fonsecaea erecta, 1833 nucleotides long. RefSeq lists its product as hypothetical. Bases 1 to 1833 code for a protein of 610 amino acids. NCBI's taxonomy places the organism in Eukaryota, Fungi, Ascomycota, Eurotiomycetes, Chaetothyriales, Herpotrichiellaceae. The record is from RefSeq and is a predicted model, not a curated record. The transcript has 3 exons.
AUGAAGUCUUCAUUUACUCGUGCGGCCACUUUGUUUUCUGCGCUGGCGUCGGCAUCUCUCCUCUCUAGUUCUUCCUCGUCUGGUGAGAUUGCCAAAGACAUCACAACUGUUGCUGGUACAACAGAUCCUAAUCACUUAUCGAUACAUUUCCAUGCUCCCUGCCAGGAAUGUUUUGACGACGCAAAGGAUGGAGUGGAGCUAACCCUCGAGAUCGACUCUGCCGAAGAGGAGUGCUCUAACACUCCUCCACGUCUCAAUGGACUUCCUCUCAUUCCAUUAAAAGCUGGCAAUGACGUCGCCAGCGGUCAAAUUUCUUUUAUAUCAAAGUCCUCAGUUGGCUCGGCCGAGCGCGCGGUCAAUGCCUCUUGGGAGUCAACCUGUCUGAAGGGCGAAGCAUCCAUAAUCUCCGUUCGAUUCGAGGGUAUCGACGGAAACGACCCCUUCAAAGAUACUUCUGGAUUCACGACCUCGUUCAAACAAAGAGGCCAACCUGUAGUCCUCCGUCUCCAAGACAAACCUGUCGCUCAGAUAUCGGAAAGCCUGUGUGACGGAUGGCUCCUGUCCGAGGAUCGAGGGCUUUCCAUCAUCCCCAACUCCUCCAGUCCCGCCUCGUCCGACGCCUCUUUGCAAGACGAGUAUUCCCGGCUCGAAGAAUUGACAAAUGAAAUGGCAGCGCUUCACGAACAGAUACGCACAACAGAGGCGAAGAUAAUCGCUCUCCUCAAGCAAGAAUUCAAAGCUUGCUCGAGCAUGAAAUGCUUGUGGGACACCGCCAUGGGUGAAGUACCGGCCAUUGCGAAGCUCAUUAGCGCUCACUUUUCCCAUCACCGCAAUAGACAUGGUGGUUGCGAGGAUGGCGAUGCGCAGUCACCAUGUACUGCAGAAGUUGAUGACAGCUUUGUGGUUGACAGCACAUUGCAAGAAGACGAUUUGGAGGAAGUGUCUGUUGCCGCUGACAGCGAGGAAUUGCCCGCACAACCACCAACUAACCCUUCGCCAUCUCGUGGACUUGAAGUAACUCCUGUUCCGAGCGGAGAAAACAAUCAUCACCCUCACCCUCCGUUCAGAGGCGGUCAUCAUCCUCCGUUUCAACCAUCUCAUGGUCCACCUUUCGACUUUGGUCCACAUAGCCACCCUCACGGGCCGCCACCGAAUUUCGGAGCUUUGGCGCCUGAACAACAACGCGUUCUGGAAUACCGCAUAGGGCUGGCAAUCCUGCUUCUCGUUCUCCUCAUCAUACUGUCUGGCCUGGUCAUACGUGCAAUAAUCCUGUUCAGGGAUCCCCGACGAAGGGCAGAGCGCGCAGCCCGGUGGGAAGAGCGUCGAACCAGGAGACUUUACCGCAAAGCUGCUUGCAAGCAUAAAUGGAGGACUUGGUGGAAAGAUUUCCGAAACCAAGGCACGAAUGACUACGAGGAGAAGCGAGAAAUGAUCCUCGACCAAGAAGGUCUUGGAGAAGAAGACGACGACGGAUUACAAAAAGAAAUCCGUACGCUUCGAAAUGCCUCUGAUUUUGUGAGAGAUCUAGUGCAGGCUGAGGAGGGCCGCGCGACAGCGGGAUACCGUGCCCGUUGUGAUCGAGAAGGAUUCGAACCUGCGGAGCUCGAUGCUGGCGUCGGGAGCAGCGGUCUUUCUGAUAUUGCCCCGUCAUACGUGACGCCUCCGCCUCGAUAUGAAGAAGAACUGGAAGGAGAAAUAGUCGUCAUCGAAGACUUCCGAUAUACACCCAGCGCCACGGACGACACUCCGGCGAGCAGCAUCAUCGAUUGCAGCCCGAGGCUGAGUUUGGAAACGGGCAGGUCGACCAUCAUCACCAAAGAUAUGAACGAGUAG